This is a messenger RNA of Ipomoea triloba (trilobed morning glory), 711 nucleotides long. RefSeq names its product miraculin-like. The record is from RefSeq and is a predicted model, not a curated record. NCBI's taxonomy places the organism in Eukaryota, Viridiplantae, Streptophyta, Magnoliopsida, Solanales, Convolvulaceae. Gene Ontology annotation, molecular function: endopeptidase inhibitor activity. Bases 5 to 649 code for a protein of 214 amino acids. The transcript has a single exon.
CACCAUGCAGUCAACCACCGUAUUUUGUUCUUUCCUUCUCUUCUCCUUUCUAGCACUGCAAUUUUCUCCGCCUUGUGCAGCGGCUUCUCAGCCUAACCCGGUACUCGACAUGACCGGAAAGAUCGUCCGACAAGGCAUCGACUAUUACAUCAAGCCAAUCCGACAAGAUUUAGGCCUCGGACUCAACCUAGCUAGCGUCGGGAACCACACAUGUCCACUCAGCGUCGUUCAAAAAGAACCCUACGACGGGGGCACGCCCGUAACAUUUUUCCCCGUCAAUCCUAAGAAAGGCGUUAUACGUGAGUGGACCGACAUGAACGUCGAAUUUCCCAAAGGCUACUCGUUUGUGGAGGCGCUGGAUGCUUGCCCCGGGUACUCUUUUGUCUGGACACUCGAUGGUUACAAACCGUUGUCUAGUGAGACCCACUACGUGGUCAAUGGUGGCGUCAAAGGAAAUCCGGGCCGGGACACUAUAAAGAAUUGGUUUAAGGUUGCCAAAUCCGGUGAAGGUUACCGGUUCGUGUUCUGUCCGUCAGUGUGUGAAUAUUGUGAAGUCAUUUGCAAAAACGUGGGAAUCGUUGUGGAGGAUGGGCAGAGGCGUUUGGCUCUUACAGAUGAUCCUUUGGAGCUCAAGUUUGAGAGAGUUUAAAUUGUUUAUAGUACUCUGAUCUAUCUAUGUGAUUCAGCAUUAUCCAAUACCUCCUUCCAAAA